GAGGAGGAGAAAGAGGAGGAGGUGAACAACUUACCCUGCUGAGCUUUCUUUGGGGAAUACGUGCAUGAAGAUUUAGAUCUGCAUGUAAAAUCUAUACAAAGUAUCGGCCAAUACAGGUCUGAUUCUCACCCCCCACCUCCGUUUCUCUCUCUCCCCCUCUCUCCCUCUCGCUCUCGCUCUCUCUCCUUUUCUGCUGUGUCGGAAAGACCAAGACAGAACUAUCUCUGUUUUUGGCUUCUCUGCCCGUAAAGGAGUUUUCAUUCAGACUUUCCGAAGAGAGGUGGAGAAACCCAAGACUCAGGAGAAGAGAUCCUUUGACCAGAUGGAGCUUUAGUUCUUCUGUUUUUCUCAGCAUGGACAAACCAUUUUCUCAAGGAUUUUCUGAUGUUCCCUAAAGUCUAUGUAACUACAAGGGCUCCUCUUUAUCACCAUAAGUGCCAGUCUGAUCUAAAAUCACUCAGAGCUCAAAAGUCAAGUCAAAAUGGAUGCCACAGUGAUAGAUGAUUUCCAACAAAUUCUGCCUAUUGAACAGCUGCGCUCUACUCAUGCUAGCAAUGAUUAUGUGGAAAGGCCUCCAGCUCCCUGUAAACAGGCCCUCUCUAGCCCUUCCCUUAUUGUGCAAACCCACAAAUCUGAUUGGUCCCUGGCUACCAUGCCUACUGCUCUCCCUCGCAGUCUCAGCCAGUGCCAUCAGUUGCAGCCAUUGCCUCAGCAUCUGAGCCAAUCUAGCAUCGCCAGCUCAAUGUCCCAUAGCACCACUGCCUCUGAUCAAAGGCUCUUGGCCAGCAUUACACCAUCUCCUUCAGGCCAGUCCAUCAUCCGAACCCAGGCUGGAACAGGAACCCACCCAAAGGCCGAUGGUGCUCUGAAAAGAGAAGCUGAGCAAUCUGCAGGGCAUCCCAGUGAUCACCUCUUCAUCUGCGAGGAGUGUGGGCGGUGCAAGUGUGUCCCCUGCACUGCAGUUCGCCCACUCCCGUCCUGCUGGGUGUGCAACCAACGUUGCCUUUGCUCUGCUGAGAGCCUCCUUGAUUAUGGCACUUGCCUCUGCUGUGUCAAGGGCCUCUUCUACCACUGCUCCACUGAUGAUGAAGACAACUGCGCUGAUGAGCCCUGCUCCUGUGGGCCUAGCUCUUGCUUGGUCCGUUGGGCAGCCAUGAGCCUCAUCUCCCUUUUCCUACCCUGCCUGUGCUGCUACCUGCCUACCCGUGGAUGCCUCCAUCUGUGCCAGCAGGGCUACGAUAGCCUCCGGCGACCAGGCUGCCGUUGUAAGAGGCACACCAACACUGUGUGCAGAAAAAUCUCUACUGGUAGUAAGCCUUUCCCCAAGGCCCAGGAAAAGUCUGUAUGACCUUCCAACAAGAUGGAUCCAGAGCAUUCUCCUAACCCUCUUCAGUAAAGCAUAGGCCUCAUGUUUGGAGAGGGGGGAGUAAUAAACUAGCCAAAGUUAGGGCCUCACCUCUUUUGUUCCUGCAGCGUCAGGGGAAUGGCAAAGAACAUCCUGUGCAGGAUGCCUUGCUCUUUUUCUCAUUAUCUAUCCCACUCUUCUUUAAUCUUUUUACAUCCCGCCAGCUCAGCCUUUAUGGCUGUCAUGGCAAAUUCAGGCGAUAGAUGGGCAUGAGGUUUGGACACUGAGGACUGACAGAGCCAGCAACGUGGAGGUUUAGGGGCUCCCCAUUGUAAUGCCUCUCGGUGCAGGCUCUGAUCGUCACUCUGCUUUCCACAGUACCUUUGAAGCCUUUCUUUUAAGGUGAUCAUCACAGGUACAUGUGGAACAGCGUUCAACCUUCCAGGGAAUAUGACCCCAUCUUCCUAUUUACUGCUCCCUACCUCCCUUCCAUCUCAUCUCCCUCUGUUCCUGUCCCUUUUUCUCUCAUAUCCUGUUCUGUUCCCUUUCUUCUUUCACUCUCAGCCUCUAUUGUCACUUUUCCAUGUUUCUUUUUCAUUUCCUGCUUUCUUCUACUCUUCUGAUAAGAUUAAGCUGU
This is a messenger RNA of Jaculus jaculus (lesser Egyptian jerboa), 1982 nucleotides long. RefSeq names its product sprouty RTK signaling antagonist 3 (gene Spry3). Gene Ontology annotation, biological process: negative regulation of Ras protein signal transduction; animal organ development; multicellular organism development. Gene Ontology annotation, cellular component: membrane; cytosol. The record is from RefSeq and is a predicted model, not a curated record. The transcript is spliced from 2 exons. NCBI's taxonomy places the organism in Eukaryota, Metazoa, Chordata, Mammalia, Rodentia, Dipodidae. Bases 482 to 1348 code for a protein of 288 amino acids.